Molecule: messenger RNA, 2843 nt
Organism: Cynoglossus semilaevis (tongue sole)
Lineage: Eukaryota; Metazoa; Chordata; Actinopteri; Pleuronectiformes; Cynoglossidae
Gene: tpcn3
Product: two pore segment channel 3
Exons: 19
Coding region: 205-2526 (773 amino acids)
Biological process (GO): transmembrane transport; monoatomic ion transport
Cellular component (GO): membrane
Molecular function (GO): monoatomic ion channel activity
Source: RefSeq, a predicted model, not a curated record
ACGCCUCACGGCAGCAGAGAUGGAGCUGCAGCUGGAAAGCAACACAAGAAGACGAGCAGCAGAGUGAAGCUGUGGGAUUUGGAGAACUCCGGUUCAUGUCUGCAGAUCACAGUGAGGACGUGUGUGAGGACAGAAGAAGAAGAAGAAAAGAAAAGAAAAUCUAGAAGAGUUCUGGGAUCUGGACGUUUAUGUGUAAAAUAAGAAAUGGCAGAAAAAGACGAAGAGAAGAUUUCUGAUGAGUCUGCAGGAAAUGGAAAGGAAACACCGAACGGAGGAAACAAUCCGGCUAAAACCAAAGAGGACUUGGACCUGGCCUCCGUCUAUGUGUCGGACGCUCAGUACAACAGAAACAUCUUCUUUGACACGUCCCCUCAAGCUGUGAGACUCUACCUGCUCUACAACCACUGGGUCCUGAAGGUUCUUCUUUACUUCUUCAUCCUGGCGGACCUGUUUCUGGCCGUGUUCGAGGAGCCGGCCGUCUUCCCUCUGCCCAUCUGGGCAACCAUGUUGGUGGAGCUGGUCUGUGUCCUAGUCUUCACGCUCCGGAUCGUUCACUAUGCCAAGGUGAUCCCAAGAGACAAGUUCUGGAAGGACGCCAAGAACAUCUGCAUCAUCGUAGUCCUUGUGCUCACUCUGGUCGACAUGAUCAUCUACGGAGGACUCAAAGCUGCCGACUGUUAUGGCCUGCGCUGGUCCAGAGUCCUGCGUCCUCUCCUAUUGGUCAACGUCACAGAGGGACGACAGCUGCGCCGGGCAUUCAGAAACAUCCGGAAUGCUCUGCCUCAAAUCUUCUACGUCUUUCUGCUCUUCAUGUUCAGUGUCCUCAUGUUCUCCCUCAUGGCUCUCAAGCUCUUUGCGAAAAGAAAUUUGACCAUGAUUGACGGCACGCCGUACUUCACCAACUACCUGGAGGUGGUGUUUGACCUGUACGUUUUGGUCACCACAGCCAACAGUCCUGAUGUCAUGAUGCCAGCAUACAACUCUAGCUUCCUCUUUACCAUCUUCUUUAUCGUGUACAUCCUCAUCAACACCUACAUCUUCAUGUCUGUCUUUUUGGCUGUUGUCUACAACAACUACAAAAAAUACCUCAAGGCGGAGGUACGGCAGCUGGUGAGAGCCAAGCGACACAAGAUGGUGCGAGCGUUUGCUGUCCUGCAGGAGCGUAGCGCUGAAGGUGAAGGUGAACCAGUCGUGACGAAGGCCAACUGGAACCAAGUGGUGCGACUGGUGCGACCCGACAUCAGUAACGCCCACAGGGAGCUGCUGUGGAGCGUCUCCGAUGACAAAAACCAGGGCUUCAUCGGAAAGGUGGCGUUUGUCCAGCUGGCAGACUUGCUCAACAUCGAGGUCAUCACCUUAAAGUCUAGGCCACACCCACUUAGUGUUUUAUGCCCAGCCUUCUACCUGUCGGCGCCCAGCCAACUGGUGUGUCGGAUGGUCCAGCAUCGCGCCUUUGUCAUUGUCUACGACCUCAUCAUCCUGGUGAACGCUGUCUUCAUCGGCCUGGAUGAGGAGAAUCCCAUGAUUGCUAACUCUGAGUGGGUCUUCCUGGGGCUCUACAUGAUCGAGAUCCUGCUCAAGCUCUACGUAAUCGAACCACGGGCGUUCUUUUCCAGACACAGCUUUUGGAACUGGUUCGACACCAUCAUCGUUGUUUCAGCCCUCAUCGCCACCGUCAUCAACUCUGCCAUGAAGUCAUCGGGGGGCUACACGAGUCAACAGAUCCUGGACAUCGUCUUCAUCCUGCGAGUCCUCAGACUGAUCCGAGUUGUGGACAGCAUUGAAAGGUUUCGUACGAUCAUCAACACCUUGAUACGAAUUGGACCAGCCAUUCUGACAUUUGGACAGCUGAUCAUCGUGGUGUAUUAUGUCUUCGCCAUGAUCGGGAUGGAGCUGUUCCAGGGAAAGGUGAAGUUUUAUGACUCCAAUGACCCGGGGAGGAUGAACUGUGGUAACCCUCUGCUGACUGGAACGUCCUUCGCUAAUCUUGGCUACUGCAAAAAUAACUUCAACAACGUGGUUUCCUCUUUCAUCCUGUUGGUGGAGCUCACCGUGGUCAACCAGUGGCAUGUGCUCAGCAGCGGCUUUGCUAUAACCACUCACAAGUCAGCCAGGGUCUUCUUUGUGCUGUUCCACAUCUUGGUGGUCAUCAUCAUCAUCAACAUUUUUGUGGCCUUCGUCCUGGAAGCUUUCUUUGUUGAGUACUCGGUGGAUAAGAGUGACCUCCAGAACUCUGUGGAGAAGAAGAUUGAGGAGCUGCAGCUAGCUGUGGAGCAGGAAAAGUUGCAGGACAACCUGGUCGACGCCAUGGAAACGAUUGACAACGACUUAGGAAACAACCAAUCACGGACAACAAACAAACAAAAGCUGAUGUUCAAAAUCGCAUCAAAAAGGUAUCGAACUGUCGACGCCUUAUUACAACGUAUGUUUGAGGCAGAUCUUGACCCCAAUGACUUUGCUGACAACGAAGAUUGUGAUAAUCCAAACAACGGGAACUUUUCUAACCCCGCGUUCAGUUCUGUGUAAACGCCGGCGUAUAAAUGUAUAUGAAGGGAACCAGAUUCUGCAUCAGAUUCUGCUUUGGACACGGAUUCUGUGUCUGAAACUAUUUUUAUAUUUCCUGUUGAAUUGUCAAAUAUGUAUUUUCACACAAAGAGCAUUUACCCUGCAUUCUAUUUUGCUUCAAAAUGAAAUUCUACAAAGUUUACACUGUGUACAGAAUAAACAUGUACAUUUAAGAAAUAUACUUUUAAACAUGUCUACACACAGACUGAAACUAUUUUAUUUUUAUAAUCAACCUAAAAUAAACUAACACUAAAGACUAAGAUAAAAUUAAAUAAAUU